UAGACUCAAGCUCUGAAAUGUGACCACUACUUGCGGGUAGUUAAAAGAGACCAAUUUCACCAUAAUACGAUUUGGGACGAACUAGCCAUAAUUUAAAAUACUGUCAGAUCGAAUGCGAAUUGGGCUUGUGUUUAAAUCUCCGUUAUGAACUCAAAUUCGAAUUAUGAAAAGGUAAACACACCUUAAACUGUAGGUAAGUUAGCCUUUAGUCAGGUUCAUUACAGGUGACGAUGAAAACAAGCGAAAACCUUCACCAAAUUUGACAGAAUCAUUUCGGAAGAAUAUCGUGUGAAGGAAACAAGCUAUUCGUGCUGCUUCUGUGUAUUCUCGCCUUUGCUGGAAUGCACUUUUUCAAUAUUUCUAUACUGUUUUAUGUUCUCCAACAUAAAGAACAAAAUAGAAUAAAAUGCGUUCUGCAGGACUUCUGCUGUUUGGGAUUCAUCUCGCCUUUGCUGGAACACGCUCUCUGCAAUACUUCUGCACUGUGGUAUACGGAGACAUUAACCUCCCAGCGCUAACAGUUGUUGGGAUGGUCGAUGGUCAGCAGUUCAUGUACUUUGACAGCAACACAAAUAAAGCUGUGCCAAAGACAGAGUGGAUGACACACUUUGAAGGACCAGAUUACUGGGACAGAGAUACUCAGGUUGUCAUUGAUCGCUAUAAUGAACACAAAACCAUCAUGGAAACUAUAAUGAAACAUUACAACCAGUCGAUGUCAAAAGGCGUUAACACCUUUCAGAUGAUGUACGGCUGUGAGCUGGAUGAUGAUGGGACCACUCAAGGAGACUUGCAGUAUGGUUAUAAUGGAGAUGAUUUAAUCAGUUUUGAUAGAAAGACACACAAGUGGACUGCUGGAGAAAUUUAUCCUGAAGCUGUCAAUAUCAUGAAACAAUGGGAUACGGGUGAGGCUAAAACAACAUACUGGAAAGCAUACCUGGAGAGCAUGUGCUUUGAGCGAAUAAACAAGUUUGUGAGCCACGGCAAAGACACUCUAGAGAGAAAAGUUGCGCCUGAGGUGUCUCUACUGCAGAAGAACUCCUCGUCUCCAGUUAUCUGUCACGCUACAGGUUUCUACCCCAAAAACAUCACAAUGACCUGGAAGAAAAACAGUGAGGAUCUUAAUGAAGAUGUGGUUAGUAAAACUUUACCAAACGAAGAUGGAACGUUCCAGAAGAGCAUCAGUCUCUCAGUGAAGUCUGAGGAGUGGAAGAAGAAUCCAGAUGUCUACAGAUGUGUGAUUCAACAUGUGGGAGCAGAGAAACAGAUUGUUGUCACUCUCAAUGAAAACAAUACCAAGUACAACUCAGCUUCUGACAACAUCAUUGUGAAAUGUUUGGCGUCCAUCACCGUUGUAGCCGUUGUUGGAUGUGUGUUGGCUCUCACUGUCUUGGCUGUUACAAAGAGGCACAUUGUGUGCAGAAAGUUCAGAGAUCUUCAGAGCACAAAUGGCUAUGGGAGGGACAAUAAAGCUGCAUUAGAAAUGAAUAAAUAAACCACAGCUUUACAGUGAACUUAGAUCUGAUCCUAGUUCUGAGAGGACCAGUCAGUGAAAUCUAGUGGCGAUGUUUGUGAACUGCAACCAACGGCUCACUCCACUCCUCCCUUUCAAAGAGGAACAAGGGCUGACACAACGUGACGAAUUACAGGCAAGGAAAAAAUAGCUCAUUCUAAACAUAAGGCUCAAUAUGUAAGGUCUUUAUACACCUCUGAAAGCACAGUUAUAAUUAUAUUGAAUUUCUUUCAACGGAUAAAAAAAUGAAACCCUGGUCCUUAAAAGCAAACUGUGUGUGUUUUUGCAAUAAAAGUCUUAAAAUGAUAAUUGUGAACACUACAGGGAUUAUUUAGUAUGCUCGGCACAUUUUAUUCUAUAAUCACUACAUCUCCUGCCUCCUCUUCAUCUCUGUAUCUGCCUCGUGUCUGAGAAAAAAUAUCUUUAUGUGCUCAAAGCAUGUUUAAAAAUAUUAAUAAUUCUUUAUAGCACUAAAGCCGAACAUACAAAGAGCUUAAAGAAAAAUGAAAACUAGCCCAUAAUUUCUCAAUAAAUUGAAUCCAAAUUUCCUUACCGUCAUGACAUCCUGAGUAUAUGACUGACUUGCUUUUGCAGAAUACACUCUUGAGUUAUGAUGAAAUGCUGGCUGUCUUUGUAAUGCAAUAAUAUGUAAAAUCUCAACGUUGAAUCUCUUACAUGUCUCAGAACCAAAAGGGUGGUAUUAUACUCGUGUUUCGGAGUUUCAAAAAUGCAUCACAAACCUUGGAAAAGUGAUGAUUUUAUUUGACAGAAAAAAGGAAGUGAUACAGAUAAGAUGGCAUGAUAGUGAGUAAAUUCUGGGAUACAUUUAAUUUUUGGAUUAAAUAUUUAUUUAAAAGUAUGUUGAUGUAGUACUUGAUGUUUCUGAGACAAUCAAGUGCCAAAAAAAGGGGAAACCAUUUCAGUUGGAUCUCAUCUUUAGCGCUAAAGUUUACUGUGUAAAUGUAAAUAUUCAAUGCUAUUUUUUUACUUGUAUUACUUACUUUUCUUAUUAUUAAGAAGGUCUGUCUUCAGUGUGUCUACCAUUAGGGGUUUUAGUAUGAUAAAAAUGUCAGAAUACGAUAUGUAAAAUGAAUGCAUCAAAAAGUAAUAAUGUCAAAGUAAUGUGAUCAGAUUCUCUGUUGAUGGUUUAUUUACAUUUAUUUAUUUAUAGUAAAAAACUGUGUAAAACCUGUCCGAAAACAUGUAGUUGCAAAUUAGAGCGUCUCCCUCACCUGACAUAAGUGUUUUGUUUUCUGUUUAGUAAAAUAAUAAAUGGAUACAUUCUAUGAAAGUAUGUCUCAAAUGUAUACAAACAUUUAUUGUUAAAAGUAAGCUCACUUUUACUACAAAGCCUGAUGACUUAAUUGUAUUUUAAACUGCACUGAUAACCAACAUGAUAACAUCUAACAACUCUGAAGAACUUUUCAUUUUUUAG
Messenger RNA from Triplophysa dalaica, 2945 nucleotides. RefSeq names its product major histocompatibility complex class I-related gene protein-like. The record is from RefSeq and is a predicted model, not a curated record. Gene Ontology annotation, biological process: immune response. The coding region runs from base 407 to 1492 and encodes 361 amino acids. The transcript has 8 exons. Lineage: Eukaryota; Metazoa; Chordata; Actinopteri; Cypriniformes; Nemacheilidae. Gene Ontology annotation, cellular component: external side of plasma membrane.